GGCAAAUCGGAUUCCAUCUCACCCAAAUAUUCUAUUUGAUUCAAAAUGUACCCAUUCGCUAACCCCACUGGCUUAUUAAUGCUAAUCACAUUUGUCAACGUCUCCACCCUAUAUAAACUCUCAUCACUCUUCUUCCUCACCAUCAACACCAAACAUUAAUUACUUUCUUAAUUCAACAAAAUUAAAUGGCCGGCAUUGAAGGUUCUCCCGGCAGCUCGAUGCACGGGGUCACCGGCAGGGAGCCCGUGCACGCCUUCUCCGUGGCGUCCCCGAUUGUUCCGACGGACACCACGGCGAAGUUCGAUCUGCCGGUGGACUCGGAGCACAAGGCGAAGCAAUUCAAGCUGUUCUCGUUCGCGGCUCCUCACAUGAGGACGUUCCAUCUCUCGUGGAUCUCCUUCUUCACCUGCUUCGUGUCGACGUUCGCGGCGGCGCCGCUGGUGCCGAUCAUCCGAGACAACCUGAACCUGACGAAGAGCGACAUCGGGAAUGCCGGGGUGGCGUCGGUGUCGGGGAGUAUCUUCUCGAGGCUGGUGAUGGGGGCGGUGUGCGACCUGCUGGGCCCGCGCUACGGCUGCGCGUUUCUCGUGAUGCUCUCGGCGCCCACCGUCUUCUGCAUGUCCUUCGUGUCGUCGGCGGGGGGCUACGUGGCGGUGCGCUUCAUGAUCGGCUUCUCGCUCGCGACGUUCGUGUCGUGCCAGUACUGGAUGAGCACCAUGUUCAACAGCAAGAUCAUCGGCACCGUCAACGGCACCGCCGCCGGCUGGGGGAACAUGGGCGGCGGCGCCACUCAGCUCAUCAUGCCCGUGCUCUACGACAUCAUCAGGAACGCGGGGUCCACCCCCUUCACCGCGUGGAGGAUCGCCUUCUUCAUCCCGGGGUGGCUCCACGUCAUCAUGGGGAUCCUCGUCAUGACUUUAGGGCAGGACCUGCCCGACGGCAACCUCAGCGCCCUCCAGGAGAAGGGCGAAGUCGCCAAGGACCAAUUUGGCAGGGUGCUGUGGUACGCGGUCACCAACUACAGGACAUGGAUCUUCGUGCUGCUCUACGGCUACUCCAUGGGAGUCGAGCUGUCGACGGACAACGUCAUCGCGGAGUACUUUUACGACAGAUUCGACCUGAAGCUCCAUCUCGCCGGAAUCAUCGCAGCCACAUUCGGGAUGGCCAACCUCCUCGCCCGCCCCUUCGGGGGAUUUGCUUCCGAUUACUCGGCCAAAUAUUUCGGAAUGAGGGGAAGGCUGUGGACGCUGUGGAUCCUCCAGACCACGGGCGGCGUCUUCUGCCUUCUCCUGGGGAGGGCCGAUUCGCUUCCCAUAGCCGUCGCGUUCAUGAUCAUCUUCUCCAUCGGAGCUCAGGCGGCGUGCGGAGCCACCUUCGGGGUGAUCCCCUUCGUCUCCCGGAGAUCACUGGGAGUGAUCUCCGGGCUGGCCGGGGCGGGAGGGAACUUCGGGUCGGGACUGACGCAGCUGCUCUUCUUCUCGACGUCGAAAUACACGACGGAGAUGGGGUUGGAGUAUAUGGGGAUAAUGAUAAUAUGCUGCACGCUGCCGGUGAUGUUGGUGCAUUUCCCGCAGUGGGGGAGUAUGUUUUUCCCUCCCAACAAGAAGGCCUCAGAGGAGCAUUACUACACCUCUGAGUACAACGAGGAGGAGGUGCAGAAGGGUAUGCACCACAAGAGCCUCAAGUUCGCCGAGAACAGCCGCUCCGAGCGCGGCAACCGCAUCGCCUCCGCCGCCACCCCGCCCAACGCGACGCCCAACUAUGUGUGAUGCGGCUUGAGUUGAAUGCAUGAGGAUACAUAUAUAUAUGUAUUAAUUUCUCUGGUUAAUUUGCCUGUUUUUAGUGGAACAAACGAUGUAUGAACCAACUAGGGUUGUUUCUUCAUUAAUGAAUUUUCCUGGAUGUUUAUUGCAAAUAUUAGUUAGUUGCUCUGUGUGUUACUGUAACGUUACAAAAGAAAAAAUAUAUUGCCUAUGUAUUUUUCGUAUGUGAACAAAAUUAAGAUUAAAAAAUUCAAUGGAAGAGAAAUCACACCCUAAUUCUCUACGUGGUGGGCUAGUGAUUGAUUUUGUACUUUAUUCA
Messenger RNA from Salvia miltiorrhiza (redroot sage), 2082 nucleotides. RefSeq names its product high-affinity nitrate transporter 2.1-like. The transcript has 2 exons. Gene Ontology annotation, biological process: nitrate transmembrane transport; cellular response to nitrate. NCBI's taxonomy places the organism in Eukaryota, Viridiplantae, Streptophyta, Magnoliopsida, Lamiales, Lamiaceae. Gene Ontology annotation, molecular function: nitrate transmembrane transporter activity. Gene Ontology annotation, cellular component: plant-type vacuole membrane; plasma membrane. The record is from RefSeq and is a predicted model, not a curated record. The coding region runs from base 186 to 1769 and encodes 527 amino acids.